Messenger RNA from Symbiodinium sp. CCMP2592, 2775 nucleotides. The record is from the annotation of a GenBank genome assembly. Lineage: Eukaryota; Dinophyceae; Suessiales; Symbiodiniaceae.
AUGGACUGCAAGGCUCGGGUGCAUCUUUUCCUCUUUAAAAUUUGCAAGGCGGAACAAGAGAUCCAGAACAUCCUGGAGGAAAUCCCAAACAGCUGCCCGCGCAAAAAGACCCGAAACAAAGACCAGGACGGUGAGCAUUUGGAGGGCCAGACUUCCGUCGAGGAAGAGGAAGAGCUCCUGGAGGAAGUGGCAGAGGAUCCAUCAGUAGAUGACGAUGCCAAGCAGGAUUCCGAUGAGCCAAAGCCGGAUGAGCAAAAUCCGGAUGAGCCAAACACGGUGAGCCAGGAUGCAUUGGAUGCAGUGCUGAAGCGUUUGCAGGAGCCAGAGUUUGAGCUGCCGGACUGUGACCUCGACGCGCCCUCGCUCGGUGAGGGUUUGCUGUUGCAGGAGCCAGAGCUUGAGCUGCCGGACUGUGACCUCGACGCGCCCUCGCUCGGUGAGGGUUUGCUGGAGCGGUGCGCUGCCUUGUUGCGUGGCAAGAUGCCAGGCGCGCUCUUGGCAGACAGUAUGGGACUGGGCAGGACGGUUCAAGCCCUGUCGUCGUUGGCCAUCCCAGGUGCCUGGAUGGGACAAGGCGAUGUGGACGGAGGGGGGCUUGCUGGUGGGUGCUUGGCUGGGAGGAGGUGGCUGGAUGAAGAGAGGCAGGAUGGAGAGUUGGACAGACAUGGCGGGGACGACUGGGGGCUGGAGCGUGCCUGGAAGGAGGCGCCGGAUGGUGGAGUGAGUGGAAGCUUGGGGCUGGAUGGAGUUGGCAUGUAUGGCCACAUCCACAUCAUCCUCAAAGACUUGGUGCUGGAAGCCUUUGGUCAGAGCGUCUGGAGCGCGAUCCUGCUUAGGGCCGGCCUCGAAGAGGAUGUGGUUUUGAACACGGUCCAGCAUCCUGAUGAGGUCAGUUACCGGCUCGUGGCUGCCACCUGCGCAGAGACGGAGCUCUCGGCUGAAGAUGCCCUCGAGGCGUUUGGACGCCAUUUUGUGGGCUUCGCCUUGCGGACGGGGAACGCGCGAUUUCUCAAGGCCCAGGGGAGCACACUACCUGCCUUUCUUGCCAACGUGAACACCCUUCACAACCAGUUGGAGCGGGAUCAUCCCAAUGCCUUGUUUCCUUAUCUUGAGGUCAGCUACGACAGCAACAAGGACGAGGCCACUCUGCAGUACCUAUCGACGCGCGCCGGACUGUCUGCAGUUGUCGUGGGCGUGGUCAAGGAGGUGGGACUGCGCCUCUUUGGCUUACAGGUGGCCAUGAAGGAGCAGCCCUGCGCACGGUGCUUCCGAAAGGACGCGGAGGACAAGCGGGCAACAGCGUGGCACGUCAGCUGGGUCAAGGUGGCCGUUCCCCAGGACAAGAAGGAGCAGCCAAAGCCGCGGAUGUCCUUCGCUGCCCUUCACUGGGCCAUGAUCGACUUCGGAAAGCUAAUCUCCAACUUCGACCUCCUCUCGGCCACCUGCACUUCGGAGAUGGGUUGCGCUGCAGCGGAGGCGAAUGAGACGCUGCACUUUGACCCGGCCAUGGCUUCAGAAGCAGAUCGGAAAUUGGAUCAAGUCCGGUCCGUUCCAGAGGCGCCGCAGGAUGUCCUCUUGCGUGGUACUCCAGCCCGACAUGUGGCGGCCGCCUGGUGUGAUUCUACAUUAGCAAGGUGCAGCGAGUUUUGGAGCUCCUCCACGGGCGAUGGCCGACACUAUGCUCUCUCGCAAGAUGCAGAGGAAGUGGACGUCUUUGUGAGCCACAGUUGGUCGCCUCCAGAUGAUUGGGAAGAUCGCAUGGGGCAAGGCGUGGACUAUUCCGAGAUCAAGUCGACCACGUUGGCCGUCAUGGCCAAGGACUAUGCGCAAGAGCACCGCACUUUGGCUGACUGGGGCAACACAUCCUUCUGGAUCGACAAGGCCUGCAUCCACCAAGACAUUCCCGAGUUGAAAUCGCUAGGCAUCGGACUGCUGGAAAAGUUUCUGGAAAAGUGCGACACGAUGUGUGUGAUCUUCACCUGGACAUACCUCGAGCGCUUGUGGUGUGUGUAUGAAUGGGCUUGCGUUCUCGUAUCCAAGCCGCCUCACAAGGUCUUCCUUCAGACGGAGCUCUUCGUGAAAGAGGAGACGCUGCCCCUGUACCUGGAUGCAGUGCGUCACUUCUCGCUGAAACAGACCAAAUGCUUUGCUGAGGAGGACCGGAAAGUGCUCGAGGCCAAGAUUGAAGCGGACUAUGUGUCAACGGAAGCCUUCGAAACCUUGGUGCAGGCCACGGUGGUGGCCCUCAUGGCCCGCAGUAUGGCUUUCCGCGCCGGCCGUAGCCCACACUUGCAUAAGAAGUUCUUCCAGCCUUGGAUCACCCUUGCCAAUGAGUUGGGUUUCGUGGAGCUUGCUGGGGCCCUGGAGUGCUGCCGCUGCUCUGACUGGAGGAAGAUGACGUCCAUUAACUCGACGAGCAGUCAGAACUCCACGAUGUCCGUCCGGCGGCACGGGUCACAGAAGAGUACAUCCAGCAAGCAGUCUUCGCGUUCACAUUCGCUGUCUGGCAUGGCGCACAAGCUUCGUGGCCUGCUUUCCCCGGCAUCCACCCAGCAGAGCGCCGACGAAUCCUUCCAGAUGCUGUUCAGUCCCCGCUCCGAGGCAGCGCAUCCAUCCAAGCCAAAAGCAUUGGAGGACAGCAGCCCGAAGAAGGCGGAGAUGAUGGGCCGCAGCAUGGGAGUGAAUUCGCUGGAAUACACGCAGAUCGUGUCGGAUUGGUUUGAUCUGGAUGUGGCACCCAUCUUGGAAGAUCUUCUGAAAGCAGCCACGAAGUGA